This is a messenger RNA of Conger conger (European conger), 2580 nucleotides long. Its product is annotated as potassium voltage-gated channel subfamily C member 4-like. The transcript is spliced from 5 exons. Gene Ontology annotation, cellular component: voltage-gated potassium channel complex; neuronal cell body membrane; dendrite membrane. The record is from RefSeq and is a predicted model, not a curated record. Gene Ontology annotation, biological process: protein homooligomerization; potassium ion transmembrane transport. Lineage: Eukaryota; Metazoa; Chordata; Actinopteri; Anguilliformes; Congridae. Gene Ontology annotation, molecular function: delayed rectifier potassium channel activity; protein binding. Bases 1 to 2280 code for a protein of 759 amino acids.
AUGCAAAUCAAAGAAAGAAAAAUUCACGUAUUCAAUAAGAAAUCCAAACAUUCAGCUGAACCACACUUUUGGCGGUGCAUUAUCUUCAGAACAAAGUUGGAUGGUCUCCUAUCUGGAAUAAGCAGUGUGGACCAGAGUGUGGAAACAAAACCUCCAUCUAACAUUGAUCUGAAGGAAGAGAUGGCCAAGAGAGAAGACAGUGAAAAGAUAGUCAUCAACGUUGGUGGCAUACGGAAUGAAACCUAUAAGAGCACCCUUAAGAGCUUGCCCGGCACCCGGUUGGCCCUCUUAGUGGAAUCUGUCUCAGAUGAUGAUAAUGCAGAGCCAGGUUCAGUCAGCGAGUUUUUCUUUGAUCGAGACCCAGGUAUGUUUACCUACAUAUUAAACUACUACAGGACUGGAAACCUCAAUUUCCCACCCAAGGCUUGUGGAUGCCUGUUUGAGAAGGAGCUGGCCUUCUGGGGGAUCAAGGAGACAGACAUGGAGCCCUGCUGCUGGGUGUCUUACAGUACUCACAGGGACAGAAUUGAAGCCCUCCGCAAACUGGGACCAUCUGAUCCAGAGCAACAGGACAGUCGGAACCUCCUUCUGCUCAGCCCUGAGCGCAGUCAGGCUACAUGCAUGUCAAAGACAUGGGCCCUUUUUGAUGAUCCACACUCAUCCAUGGCUGCAGAGAUCAUUUCUGUCAUAUCCCUCAUCUUCCUUUUGGUCGCCAUCAUCGACACCUGUGCUGAUACACAUCCGUUUUUUGAAGAAUACGAGAACCAUGUGCAUCCGACCACUGACUACAUCCUCGAGAACGACAUAGUGGGAUCCAGUCCAAAACAUCCUUUAUUCGUGGUGGAGGCUGUUUCUAAAUACAGUGUGACCUCUGAUUGCAGUGUGGACCAGGGUGUGGAAACAAAACCUCCAUCUAACAUUGAUCUGAAGGAAGAGAUGGCCAAGAGAGAAGACAGUGAAAAGAUAGUCAUCAACGUUGGUGGCAUACGGAAUGAAACCUAUAAGAGCACCCUUAAGAGCUUGCCCGGCACCCGGUUGGCCCUCUUAGUGGAAUCUGUCUCAGAUGAUGAUAAUGCAGAGCCAGGUUCAGUCAGCGAGUUUUUCUUUGAUCGAGACCCAGGUAUGUUUACCUACAUAUUAAACUACUACAGGACUGGAAACCUCAGUUUCCCACCCAAGGCUUGUGGAUGCCUGUUUGAGAAGGAGCUGGCCUUCUGGGGGAUCAAGGAGACAGACAUGGAGCCCUGCUGCUGGGUGUCUUACAGUACUCACAUGGACAGAAUUGAAGCCCUCCGCAAACUGGGACCAUCUGAUGCAGAGCAACAGGACAGUCGGAACCUCCUCCUGCUCAGCCCUGAGCGCAGUCAGGCUACAUGCAUGUCAAAGACAUGGGCCCUUUUUGAUGAUCCACACUCAUCCAUGGCUGCAGAGAUCAUUUCUGUCAUAUCCCUCAUCUUCCUCCUGGUCGCCAUCAUCAACACCUGUGCUGGUACACAUCCGUUUUUUGAAGAAUACGAGAUCCAUGUGGAUCCGACCACUGCCUACAUCCUAGAGAACGACAUAGUGGGAUCCAGUCCAAAACAUCCUUUAUUCGUGGUGGAGGCUGUUUGCACAGUAUGGUUCACCGUUGAGUUCCUGGUUCGUGUCAUCUGCUGCCCAGACAAGCUGCUCUUCAUCAAGAAUCCGCUUAACACCGUGGACUUUGUGGCCAUCCUUCCUUUCUACAUUGAAGUGAGGCCUGAAGUCCUCUCCUACACCACCAGGAACGCACUGGGAGUGGUGCGAGUUGUGCGGUUUCUGCGUCUCCUGCGGGUUUUCAAGCUGAUGCCAGAUGUUGUGUGUGUACAGGUUCUGGGACACACUCUGCGGGCUAGCCUGGGCUGCUACGUCAUCCUCUCUGCUUCACUGGCAGUGACCUCAUUCAUGUUUGGCUCCUUAAUCUACUAUGCUGAGCACUUUUUCAGAGAUCACAACGUCCAGCAUAUUUCUUUUGGUGCCUGGUGGGCAGUGGUAACCUUGACCACCAUUGGCUACGGUGACAUUUAUCCAGUAGGCUGGCCUGGCAUGAUAGUUGGAGGCCUCUGUGCCGUGACAGGUGUACUGUUCCUUGCCCUACCUGUUCCUGUCUUGGUGAACAACUUCAGAAUAUACCACAAGUUGGUUACAGCUAAACGUAAACUGUCACUGAAGAAGAGGUACCCUGACCUGAGUGUUCCAGAGGCCACAACCUCCAGGAAUUUGGAUCAUGAAUGCCCACUGGUGACUGAAUCAAUCCACUAAGGCGGGACCAAAAUCUUUUCCUGAAACGCAAGACAUGUUACGAUUUUAAACAGUUCAAAAGAUUAUUAUAUUCACAAAUUAUUCAUUGUUUGAAAAUAGAAUGGUGAAGUAUGUUAAAUACUUUAUGAUGUUUAUCCGUUCACAUUGUGUAAUUAAGCGCAGAAUUGAUAUAUUCUCCAAUUCAUAACACAAUAAUAAUUAACCCAACUAAUGUUCUCCCAGCAACGCCAGAAGGACAAGCACGCAAAACCCCCUUCGGCCCCCGCUAAAUUCCGUCAUUGGGUUAGCUGUGGGGUUUUA